Molecule: messenger RNA, 4014 nt
Organism: Oncorhynchus keta (chum salmon)
Lineage: Eukaryota; Metazoa; Chordata; Actinopteri; Salmoniformes; Salmonidae
Product: dynamin-1-like protein
Exons: 18
Coding region: 204-2219 (671 amino acids)
Biological process (GO): mitochondrial fission
Cellular component (GO): mitochondrion; membrane; microtubule
Molecular function (GO): GTP binding; microtubule binding; GTPase activity
Source: RefSeq, a predicted model, not a curated record
AAUCACCUCUUUCAAAAAAAUAAAAAAUAAUUCAAUGACAGCCUUGAAUUACAACCCGGUUUGAAGUCGCUAAAAAUACAGAUAACGCUAAAUUGUGGAUUGUACAGAAUUUCCGUUACUGUAGCUAGCUGUCUUUGCAGGAUGAAGUGAGCACGGUAUUGUUGGAUUGAGAGGAACAUCUUCUCUGUGUCCGGUCCUAAGAAAUGGAGACUCUAAUUCCCAUCAUCAAUCGGCUCCAGGAAGUCUUCCUGACAGUGGGGGCAGAGAUCAUCCAGCUGCCUCAGAUAGUAGUGGUUGGCUCACAGAGCAGCGGCAAGAGUUCUGUGUUGGAGAGCCUGGUUGGGAGGGAUUUUCUGCCUCGGGGAUCAGGCAUAGUCACACGGCGACCCCUAGUGUUGCAGCUGGUGAAUGUGCCUCCAUUGGCAGAGAGGAGACUGCAAGAAAAUGGAAAUGGGGUAAAACAAAAUGCAAACAGCUACCCAGGGAUCAAGGCUGAUGAAUGGGGCACGUUCCUUCAUAGCAAGAACCAGAUUUUCACAGAUUUCUUGGAGAUUCGCAAGGAGAUUGAAGAAGAGACUGAGCGUAGCUCAGGAGGCAACAAGGGAAUCAGCCCUGAGCCCAUCUAUUUGAAGAUUUUCUCUCCUCAUGUCCUCAAUCUCACACUGGUUGAUUUGCCAGGAAUAACCAAGGUUCCGGUUGGAGAUCAGCCAGAGGACAUAGAAGCUCAAGUCCAAGAGAUGAUCCUAUCCUUCAUCUCCAACCCCAACUCCCUUAUCCUCUCAGUGUCUCCUGCCAACUCCGACUUGGCCACCUCUGAUGCCCUCAAACUGGCCCGCGAGGUCGACCAGGAUGGCCGUAGAACACUGCUGGUGGUCAGUAAGCUGGACCUGAUGGACGCAGGGACAGAUGCUCUGGAGGUCUUGCUGGGCCGGGUCAUUCCAGUGCGGCUCGGAAUUGUGGGAGUGGUCAACAGGAGCCAGCAUGACAUCAACACGCAGAAGAGCAUAGAGGACACGUCACGGGACGAGCAGGCCUUCCUCCAGCGCCACUACCCGUCUCUGGCCUCCCGCUGCGGCUCCCGCUACCUGGCUCGCACCCUGAGCCGCCUGCUCAUGCACCACAUCAGGGACUGCUUGCCGGAGCUGAAGAGGCGUGUGACGGUGUUGAGUGCCCAGUACCAGGCCCGGCUCAGCAGCUACGGCCAGCCUGUAGAGGACCACAGCUCCACCCUGCUACAGAUCGUCACCAAGUUCGCCAGCGACUAUUGCAACACCAUCGAGGGCACCGCCACGCACAUCCAGACAUCUGAACUCUGCGGGGGGGCUCGGAUCUGCUACAUAUUCCAUGAGACCUUUGGCCGCACUCUUCAGUCUAUUGACCCCCUGGGGGGCUUGACAGAGCUCGACAUCCUCACUGCAAUCCGCAAUGCUACGGGUCCGCGGCCGGCCCUCUUUGUACCUGAGAUUUCCUUUGAGCUGCUGGUGAAGAGGCAGAUCAAGCGUCUGGAGGAGCCCAGUCUGCGCUGUGUGGAGCUGGUCCACGAGGAGCUGCAGAGGAUCAUCCAGCAUUGCUCCUCCUACAGCACGCAGGAGCUCCUUCGGUUUCCCAAGCUGCACGACUCCAUUGUGGAGGUGGUGACUAGUUUACUCAGGAAGCGCUUGCCAAUUACUAAUGACAUGGUCCACAACUUGGUUCAAAUUGAGCUUGCUUACAUCAACACAAAGCACCCAGACUUUACCGAUGCUGCUCAGGUCUCAGCAUCUGUCAACAGUCAACAGGGCCUGCAGGAUGGAGAUAAAUGCUGGAUGAAUGAGAAGGUGGCUGAGGAGAAGGUACCAGUGACAGGUUUCAGCAGCCCUGUUAAGGGCCAGGCCAUCAACCUCCUGGACACAGCGGUGCCGGUGUCCCGAAAGCUGAGUGCCCGCGAGCAAAGAGACUGUGAGGUCAUUCAACGCCUCAUCAAAUGCUACUUCCUAAUUGUCCGCAAGAGCAUUCAGGACAGUGUUCCCAAGACGGUGAUGCACUUCCUGGUGAACUUUGUGAAGGAGCGUCUGCAGAGUGAGCUGGUGGGCCAGCUGUACAAACAGAACCUGCUGCAGGGGCUGCUCAUCGAGUCCCAAGACACAGCACAACAGAGGACAGAGGUGGCCCAGAUGCUGGAGGCUCUCCAAAAAGCCAGCAACAUCAUCUCAGAGAUCCGGGAGACACACCUGUGGUAGCCCAAUGCAACUGUGUGUGUGUGUGUGUGUGUGUGUGUGUGUGUGUGUGUGUGUGUGUGUGGUAAUGUAUGGCAAUACCACUGAGCUCACACUGUCCAUUAAACAUCCAGCCGUCCUUUUUGUCUGUCCAGGAUUUGGACUAUUGUGUCUCAUUGUGAAUAUAGUGAUGAGACCAACACACUCAGGCAGAGCUGGUCCAUGUGAUGAGAUGUCUUUAAUGUGAAAGAGAACCAUGAUCAAAAACAAUUUUGGUUUUGUUGCAACAAUCGUCUGUCUAAAUGUCUGGUCUUUUGGUUGUCAAUGUGUUGUUUAUCAUGUGGAGUAUUACGUUGUUUUCCUGAGUCUUUCUUGCAUCUGAUCAUGACAUGGUUGUGCUGCAGCGUUUGUUUCCAUUGAUUAGGUAUCUAUUUGUGAAAGGGUGAUCUCAAACCAUGACUGCUUGAUAUGCAUGUAACAGUUUCUGAACAUAUGUAGAGUAAGUGUAAUCAGUCAGUAUCAGGUUUCCCCUUGUUUUAAGCAACGUUCUGUAAAGUUGAACAGAGGGUGACAACUCAACCCGAGGUUGAACAGUGGGCUGUCUGCAAUGUAAUGUUGAAAUAUGAUCCUGGUCUUCGGGGAUGCUGUAGAGGUUUGGUUUGACCUGGUCUGUAGUGCAACUGAGUACAGUAGUUGUACCCUAGAGCAGACGUAUGUUCUUUACGUGUGUCGCAUUUAUGUAUCGUUCCAGGUGUACGGUUGCACUGUUUGUGCAUAUUUAGUCCUAUAACAAAGUUGUACGUUCACAACAGAAUACAGUGUUCCUUUUCUCCGUAUGAAGUUUCUAGUCAGACUCUUAAUUCGCAUGUUGUUGGAUAACUGAAACCACAUUUAUGAAUAGCACCCACAAAGAGUUGAAUAGGUGUGUGUGUGUGUGUGUGUGUGUGUGUGUGUGUGUGUGUGUGUGUGUAUAUAGAUAUUGUAUAGCUAGCUUGUCAGGAGUUGCAGAAUAGUAGGUGGAGUCCAGCAAUGAUUUGAGGGCCAGGGGUAUAGCGAUUCAUUGUAGAAAUCUACUUGGCCAAAGGAAAGUUAAAAUAAUUUUCAAAAUCUCAGAAUGCAUUGAAAUAUUGUACCCCAGUCACCCCCCCUUUAAAUUAACCCAUGUUUGCAGUGUGCCUCAGAGAGAGAGGGGGCUGUUGCUGGGGUGCCACCUCUUCUGAAGACUAUCCCUAGGCCUGCUUCUACCCAGGGAUGUUGGAGGUGACAGGGAUGUUGGAGGUGUAAGAGACUAACAUUGUUUCUGAUUUGAACUUGUGCAUGCAGCUGUAAUUAUCCUCAUUUUGUUGAUGUAGAUCCCCAAGGGAAGUGUGCCCUGCAGCCUUUUAUUUGGGAUUUAGUACCAAUUGUGUGACUUUAGUGUAUCUUUCAUUUAGAAUUAGAUUCUAAAGUUUCUCAAAUAAUUUAUAGUGUAAGUGUGCAUCGGUUUUUGUAUGUCAUGGAAAUGUUCACAAAGGAUGAUGAGCAUUAUUCAGAAAGACUAGCCUUAAAGGAACAGGUACCAAGCACCAUCUAGCAGAAACACUGACUUCUAUGUGAUCAAGGAGAGCACGGUGUCUAGUCUGUCUUUCUGAAAGGACAGUGUGUGUGUGUGUAAGUUUUUCAAUCUGAAUGAGACUGUGUUUUCUAUUAUUUAAAUGUAUAUCUUACAUCUUUACAAACUGCCUGGAAGUGCUUGACUGCCAAUAUUUGUUAUACAUGUAAAUUGAUAGAAUAAUAUCUGUUCAGAUGGGAGGGACUCAUUAAACUCUUAACAACAACA